UGCAGGCAGCAGCAACCAUGGCAGGUGUGUCCUGGGCUGAAGGAGCGUCCAACGAGACGGGUGCCAGCGGCAGCUCCGAGUUCAGUUUGGAAGCAGACUUCCAGUACCCCUUGUUCACCGUCAUCUACAGCAUCGUCUUCGUGCUGGGGCUGGUUGAGAACGUCCUGGCUCUGUACCUGCUGUCCUGCAGAGUGCAGCACACCUCUCACUCCUACGUCUACAUGAUCAACCUGGCUCUGGUAGACACCUUGUUUGUUUGUGUGCUGCCUUUUAAGAUCCAUUACCACCUGAAUCGGAACAACUGGGUCUUUGGUGACGUGGCCUGUAGGGUGACCGGGACUCUGUACUACAUCAACAUCUACCUGAGCAUCGCCUUCUUCACUUGCCUUUGCGUUGACCGCUACAUCGCCGUGCUGCACCCCUUCACCUACAUCCAGAUCACAGCCCUCCACUGCGUCACCGUGGUCGCCCUGCUGUGGCUGCUGGCCCUCAGCAUCACGGUCCCCCUGGUCCUUGGGGGUCCCCUCCACAACCUGGGCCUGAGCAACACCACGGCCUGCUUCGAGAACUUCGCUGCGGGGAGCUGGGCGCGGCGCAUGGCGCCCUACAACGUCCUGGCCUUGCUCUUUGGCUUUGUCGUCCCCUUUGGCAUCAUCCUCGUCAGCUACCCGCUCGUUGCGAGGAGGAUCUCCCGCCUCAAGCGUGGCGUGGCCAAGAGGAAGGCCCUGGUCACCAUCUACCUCAUCUUGGCCAUUUGCACCCUGUGCUUUCUCCCUUAUCAUCUCACUCACCUGCUCCACUUCUUAAUGAGAGUCCAGGUCAUCCAGAGGAAGCCCUUUGCCAGCCUCAUCUACAAGAUGAGGAGGGUCACCUUGGCCCUCGUGAGCCUCAACUGCUGCCUUAACCCGCUCCUCUACUACUUCACCUCUUCCAGCAAGCGAUGGCACUUCAACUUCAAGCUCAGAUUCAGGUCUAAAGUGGUGUACACCAUCUGUGACCAGCAGCUGGGGGAGUCCUCCUACGUUUAUAAACUACACCAGAGACGGGGAAAUACAGCCCAGAGAGAUGGAACCAAGUGAUGUCCUCACAAACCACCCAGCUCCUGAGAACUGCUGUUGCCUCCACCCUGUGAAACAUGAGACUUCAGAGACAAUUUAUCAGUUGUGGGUUAUCAGUCACCAGAAAGCCACUGGCCUGGCUGACAAACCUACUUAAAGGCCAAGGCUUUACGUAAGAGGAUGUGAUUUUGGUAACAGAUGUACAGCCUCACUGUUCUGUUUCUUCCCCAACCACCCCCAACCUUCCCCAAGUGCCCACAGCGGCUGGCCUGAAGGCACGAGAGGCUGCUGGGGAAGGGGAAUUGCCUACCAGGAGGAGCUGUGGCCACCUGUGGCACUGCCAAAUCCCUAUUUCCAUGUCCAAAAGCACAAAUCAGGGGCCUAAAGUGCAGCUCUGCCCUGGGGCAGGGCAGGA
Molecule: messenger RNA, 1473 nt
Organism: Colius striatus (speckled mousebird)
Lineage: Eukaryota; Metazoa; Chordata; Aves; Coliiformes; Coliidae
Product: lysophosphatidic acid receptor 6-like
Exons: 2
Coding region: 18-1079 (353 amino acids)
Biological process (GO): G protein-coupled receptor signaling pathway
Cellular component (GO): membrane
Molecular function (GO): G protein-coupled receptor activity; oxysterol binding
Source: RefSeq, a predicted model, not a curated record